UCCUUCGUCUGUAGUUCCAUGUGUUAGAUUCCUUGUCUCUCUAAACUCUCAAAUCCCAGAAUACAUAUUACCAAACUCCAAGUACAACUCCAACUCCCAAAAAAAAAAGAAAAAGAAAAAGAAGAAGAGAAAUAAACCCAGAAUUAUCCUUCCACUGCUAUCAUCUUUUUUAUCACUCCUAUUUGAAACAUUGCCUUCUUUCAUGGCUGCUGAGUCCAACUCAAGUUCCUCACACAACCUAAGAAUUUUGGUGGAAAGAAACCCAUCUGAAUCCCAGCUAUCUGAAUUGAACAUCAAGGGCUGGCCCAAAUGGGGUUGUUCACCGGGAAAGUACCAGCUAAAGUUUGAUGCUGAAGAAAUUUGUUAUUUAGUGAAAGGGAAGGUGAAGGCAUACCCUAAAGGCUCAUCUGAGUUUGUAGAGUUUGGUGCUGGAGACCUUGUAACCAUUCCAAAGGGACUUAGUUGCACUUGGGACGUAUCUGUUGCCGUCGACAAAUACUACAAAUUCGAAUCAACUUCAUCUUCUUCUUCUUAGUACUUUGAUUACUACCUCCUUCUUCUUCUUCAUUAUAAUUUCUCUUUAUCAUCAAUUCUUUCAAAAGAAUAUAUAUUUCUUUUUAGAUUGAGUUAUUUAUGCUA
Molecule: messenger RNA, 639 nt
Organism: Quercus robur (English oak)
Lineage: Eukaryota; Viridiplantae; Streptophyta; Magnoliopsida; Fagales; Fagaceae
Exons: 2
Coding region: 203-535 (110 amino acids)
Source: RefSeq, a predicted model, not a curated record